Molecule: messenger RNA, 2355 nt
Organism: Phlebotomus argentipes
Lineage: Eukaryota; Metazoa; Arthropoda; Insecta; Diptera; Psychodidae
Gene: Adgf-B
Product: adenosine deaminase 2
Exons: 4
Coding region: 729-2258 (509 amino acids)
Biological process (GO): inosine biosynthetic process; adenosine catabolic process
Molecular function (GO): adenosine deaminase activity
Source: RefSeq, a predicted model, not a curated record
AAAUGAUGAUCUCCUCUCUCUCUCUUCUUCUUCCCCUUCCUUUGGAUACAGCAACAAAGCGCGCAACACAAUUAAAUCACCCUUUCUGAGUGUCGCGUCUGCGUUGAUUCUUCGACAGGCUCAACAUUCAUAAAUCAACAAUUUCCCUUCAGUCAUUAACUGGGAGCACAGCCAGAUUGUCGUGCUUCCCAGUCUGUCCUCCUGCCGCGCUCGCCCCCACUGGAAGACAUUCCCAAUUCUCUCUCUCCAACACUGAUCCACCAUAUGGAUUCUAGUGACGAGUUUUCUCACUACAAAAGUAUUUGAUCAAAUAAGUGAAUAUUUAUCAAAGACAGACACCAAACCCACAACAUUUCCAGCGGAGAAUAAGCAAAAAGUGAUUGUAACGUGAUCUAUUGCUUGGGGAAUUGAAGAGAAGUGAGUGGAAAAAAAAUCACCUAAUGAGCUCUAAACCGAUGAAAACAUCUUUGCACGAGUUUGUAGGGAAAAAGACUGAAGAAUUUCUGUGUUUAUGAAAAAAGACCACCUGAACAGAUAAUGUUAAUUACGCCUACGCAUGUGGAACUUCUGUGUUUAAUAUUUCGGAAGUUGUGGGCUAUCAUAUAAAAUAAUCCGCACCGAUCCAACUAGUCUUCAUAGAGAGAUUCUGGUUCAUCCAGCACAGUUAUCGCAUCUCUUAUCUGCACCACCCAAUUUGCCAACGACUGUCUUUGCGCAACGGUGUGAAAAUGAUAUCGCAUUUAGUUGUUUGGCUGCUGGCCACAAGUGCUGUGUAUGCGGCUUUUGACAUUCGCGCCUGGAAAAUGGAGCGAAAGUACAAGGAAUACUUGAAUAAGCGCGCUUACUACAUCGCCGAGGAGGAGGAUCGCUCCGUGGGCAGUGAUAUUGAGCUGACAGCGAAGGAGCAGUUCGUCAAUGCCCGUCUUAUGGCACUCAAGGAAGCCGAACUCCAGGAAGGCCUCGAGAAUCCAGCCGAAUUCAUACCGUGGAAUCAUCUCUUCGACGUCCUCUAUCGCAUCAACUCCUCCGAGAUCUUCGACAUCAUCCAUCGCAUGCCCAAGGGUGGCAUUCUCCAUGCCCACGACACGGCCCUCUGCAGCACUGACUACGUCAUCUCACUCACCUACGAGCCAGAUCUCUGGCAGUGCACCAAUCCCACGACGCUCGCUCUGACAUUCAAGUUCUCCCGAGAGGCGCCAGCCAACACUGAGAACUGCCAAUGGAGUCGCACGGCUGAUGAACGCACAAAACUGGGCGAGGAGAAGUACAAUUCCAAUCUCAGGUCGCAACUCUCCAUGUACAACGAGGAUCCCAUCAAUCACAAUCGCGAUGUGGACUCCAUUUGGCGCCAGUUCAUGGGUAUUUUCGGCGUGAAUGACGGUCUCCUCUGCUAUGCGCCCGUGUGGAAGAAGUACUACAAGCAAUUCCUCAAGGAGAUGAUGGAGGAUGGCGUUCAAUACUUGGAAUUGCGAAGCACCCUUCCGCCGCUCUACGAUCUCGAUGGACACAUUUACAAUGAAGAAGAGAUCCUCCAGAUCUACCAGGAUGCCACGAGGGAGUUCAAACAGGACAAUCCCACCUUUAUUGGCGCCAAAAUUAUUUACGCCCCCGUGAGAGUGGUCGAUGACGAAGGUAUCCCACCAUUGAUGGAUAAAGUACGCAAUCUGCAUGAGAAGUAUCCCAACUUUAUGGCCGGUUUCGAUCUUGUGGGCCAGGAGGACAAGGGAAGACCCCUAAUUGACUUCAGUGAAGGGAUUAUGUCACUGAGCGAUUCCAUCCAUUUCUUCUUCCACGCCGGCGAGACGAAUUGGGAUGGAAUGACAGAUGAUAACUUAAUUGACGCCGUCCUUUUGGGGACCAAGAGAAUCGGUCACGGAUACGCUAUUCUCAAACACCCUCGCGUGCUGAAGCAAGUCAAGCGCGACAAGAUCGCCAUUGAAGUGUGUCCGGUUUCCAAUCAAGUCCUUCGCCUCGUCGCCGACCAGAGAAACCAUCCAGGAUCUGUCUUGCUGGCCAACAAGGAGUACCCCGUGGUGAUCAGCUCCGAUGAUCCGUCAUUCUGGGAGGCUAAGCCUCUCAGCCACGACUUCUACAUGGCCCUGAUGGGACUCGCGUCCAGACGCCAGGGUCUGGGUCUCCUCAAGCAGCUGGCCAUCAACUCUAUCAAGUACAGCGCCAUGACGCCACUUGAGAAGAUGAACGCCAUGCGUCUCUGGGAAGCCGAGUGGAAGAAAUUCAUCGACGAAUUGGCCGCUUAAGUCAAAGAGAUACAAUUGCGCCUUAUCAAUUGAAUAUUAUCAUUAUUCGAAUGUAUUGGGCCGCGAUUGACGUCAAUAAAGAGAACUAUUGUUCCGG